AUGGACCUCCAUCGUGCCCCCUUCAAGAUGGAUAGCCCCUCUUACCUGCCCAACCCCCUGGCGUCCCCUGCCCUUAUGGUCCUGGCCUCCACGGCAGAGGCUGGCCGAGAUGCCUCCAUCCCAUGCCAGCCUCCGCGGCCGUUCGGAGUGCCCGUGUCGAUGGAGAAGGACGUGCACCUGCCCUUCGGCGGAGGCGCCUACACCUUCACCUCCAUGUACCACCACCGGCAGGGGGCCAUGCCGGGAGGCUUCCCCGGCCGAGACUUCCCUGCCUCCCUUCUGCACCUCCACCCCCAGUUCGCCCCUCCCAACCUGGACUGCUCCCCCCUGGGGAUGCUCAACCACGGUGGGGUAGGCGCCUUCCGGCCCUUCUCUUCCCCGCCGGAGGAGCGUGACGGGGCCUCCUACCACUCUGCCUUUACCCCCGCCGCCAAGAGGCUGAAGGCCUGCCUGGAGCCCGAGACGUCUCCCCACCUGCGCUACACCGAUGUCGAGGGUAAGGAGUACGACUUCACCGUGGGCACUCACGUGCCCUCGUGUUCACCAGGCUCGCGGCAGCCUGCCGAGGACGCUGGGAAGAAGCUGUACUCCAUGUCGGGUCUGCUGUCGGACGGAGAGGCCUCGUCCAGCCCAGAAGAGCGGAAAGAGCUCUGUGAGUAUAAGUCAACAGCCUUGUAUCCCGGCCAGGUGCCCGUGUGCCCCAUCUGCCAGGUGAUGCUGCGGCCGGGGGAGCUGCAGAGUCACAUGGAACAGGAGAUGGAGCGCCUCGCCCAGCUACACCUCAGCAAAAGUCCCAUGCAGAAGGACUCUCUCACUGCAGUGACGCCUAAGUCUUUGCUGAUAGCAAUGCAUAUUAAGCGUGAGGGAGAUCUACCAAUCAGCACACACCCUUUACAGCCUACAGAAGAUGUUCUUCUCUCUGACAGAUAUCAGACUUUUCUGCGAGUGAGGGCAAAUAGGCAAACAAGACUGAAUGUGAGGAUCGGGAAGUUCGGAAAGAGACAGAAAAUUGAAGAGAGCCAGAGGGAUGGAGUGUGUGUGGGAGAGGACGUGUCUGUGGACAUUGGCAGGGAGGACUACGUGUGGAGCGAGAAGAAGAGGCAGCACAUGGCCUCAUUCCUCAGGGGAAUUAAAGGUGUUGGCUUUGUCAGCAGCACCUCGAAAGAGAAUCAUGACAGUGACGCAGACCUGGAUGUGGACGGAGAUGACACUCUGGAAUAUGGCAAAGCACAAUACACUGAGGUCGACGUCAUCCCAUGUUCAGCAGAAGACGGGCGGAAGGCAGCGGAGAGAGAAGCACAGAGAGCAGCAGCGUUAAAUGGAGGGGUCCCACCACCUAGCAGCGGUCACUCAGAGUGCUCCAAAUGGACAGCUGAGGAGGCUCCAUCGACGAGCAACGGAGACAACAGCAAACUGGACAGCAGUGGCACAAACUUCCUGCAGGGCACCUGUAAAAACAGCAGCAUAGACAUGCUGUCUAAGGACUCCGGUCUGACCACCCUGGAGGCCCUGAAGUGUCGGAUACGAGAUCUGGAGAAACAGCUGUCACGGGGCGACAGAUACAAGUGUCUUAUCUGCAUGGACUGCUACACGAUACCUCUCACCUCCAUCCAGUGCUGGCACGUCCACUGUGAGGAGUGCUGGCUCAGGACUCUGGGGGCUAAGAAGCUUUGUCCGCAGUGCAACACCAUCACGUCACCAGGGGACCUGCGGCGUGUGUAUCUGUGA
Molecule: messenger RNA, 1728 nt
Organism: Sardina pilchardus (European sardine)
Lineage: Eukaryota; Metazoa; Chordata; Actinopteri; Clupeiformes; Clupeidae
Gene: rnf220b
Product: ring finger protein 220b
Exons: 15
Coding region: 1-1728 (575 amino acids)
Biological process (GO): protein ubiquitination
Molecular function (GO): metal ion binding; ubiquitin protein ligase activity
Source: RefSeq, a predicted model, not a curated record